Exaiptasia diaphana is the source of this 435-nucleotide messenger RNA. RefSeq lists its product as uncharacterized. NCBI's taxonomy places the organism in Eukaryota, Metazoa, Cnidaria, Anthozoa, Actiniaria, Aiptasiidae. The coding region runs from base 10 to 435 and encodes 141 amino acids. The record is from RefSeq and is a predicted model, not a curated record. The transcript has 3 exons.
AACAACAUUAUGACCUCGUGCAUUAACUUUUCUUGCCUGAUAAUAGCGUUGUUAUUUAUAUUCGGAGUAUGUCCAGGCACAGGUGAGAUAUGCACCAAGUCGAUUUGUGAAUACGAGUUUGAUAUUCGUGAAACAAGAAGCAUGAUGUACAGACUUGAUGUUGAUCACGCGUAUCAAGUAAGAGUCGACGAUGAUGGUGUGUUAAAACUACAAGAAACCUCCUUUCACAGGACUGUCCCUAACAUUACAGUGCCAUUGGAUAACGUCCAUACAGCGGACGGUUAUAACAAGACAAUUAUUACCAUCAAUGACCAGUUUCCUGGACCAACCAUAGAAGUCUUAGAAGGAGCUGAGCCGACGUCUGGUUGUACCACGUGCCCCAUUGGUUCAAAGUCCGUCUACGUGGGGUCUCACGCCUUGUUCACGUGCGUGUGA